UUUAUUAUUUACCCUGAAGAGCAGGUUUGUCUCAGAUCUGAAUGUCAACAAUGAAUUCUGAUGGUGCGAAGACCGUGUCUAAAAAAAAGCCAUACAUCUGCCUUCCAAAGAAAUACAUAGAUAUUUUGGCUAAAGAAUAUGAACUUGAGCAUGGAUUGAUUGUGGAAGAGCUGAAUCCCUACGUGAAUGAAGGAUAUGUACAGGCUUACUUUCGCCAAUGGGGCAGCAUCACAUCAUGUAAGAUUAGGAAGAACCCCAACUCUGGGAAAAAUAAGUCAGUGGCCUUUUUGAUAUAUUCUACUGAGGAUGAGGCAGACAUGGCAGACUGGGUCGGUCCUCACCACGUUGCAGGCACAGAGGUUAAAUUAAGGCGCUUUGUUACUUUCAAGGCUGACAAGGGUUCAGAGGAAGAGGUCACCACAGCACCAGUUAAAGCUCGACCACGGCCUUCAAUGGGUCUUGGCUACAUACUCGAAGAUGCUCAGUGGCUAGAGGAAGAGGAAAUAAUAAAGAAAGAUUAAAGGUGUAUAAAGAUUUGACAUUCUUGAGGGCAUUGUUUUUUGUCAGUGUGCAUAAGAACA
Archocentrus centrarchus (flier cichlid) is the source of this 581-nucleotide messenger RNA. Its product is annotated as heterogeneous nuclear ribonucleoprotein A1. The record is from RefSeq and is a predicted model, not a curated record. Gene Ontology annotation, molecular function: RNA binding. Bases 42 to 521 code for a protein of 159 amino acids. NCBI's taxonomy places the organism in Eukaryota, Metazoa, Chordata, Actinopteri, Cichliformes, Cichlidae. The transcript has 5 exons.